GGCGGCGGCGGCGGCAGCUGCAGCAGCGCGGCCCCUUUAAACCGCCCGCCCCGGCCCGCGCCGCCCCCGCCCCAGCCUCCAUUUUCCGGCCGCCCGCGCCGCGCGCCGCGCCCGCCCGCGGCCCCGCCGCCGCCGCCGGCCCGGACAUGGCCGCCAACAUGUACAGGGUCGGAGACUACGUCUACUUCGAGAACUCGUCCAGCAACCCGUACCUGAUCCGGAGGAUCGAGGAGCUCAACAAGACGGCCAGCGGGAACGUGGAGGCCAAGGUGGUGUGCUUCUACCGCAGGCGGGACAUCUCCAGCACGCUCAUCGCCCUGGCCGACAAGCAUGCCACCUUGUCAGUCUGCCAUAAAGCCGGACCGGGCGCCGACAGCGGCGAGGAAGGGGAAGCAGAGGAGGAGGCCGAGAGCCCGGAAGUGGAGGAGGAGCUGCCCGACCGGCUCAGGCACCAGUUGCGGCACCGAGAGCUGUUCCUGUCUCGGCAGCUGGAGUCGCUGCCUGCCACCCACAUCAGGGGCAAGUGCAGUGUGACGCUGCUGAACGAGACGGAGUCCCUCAAGUCCUACCUGGAGCGGGAGGAUUUCUUCUUCUACUCGCUGGUCUACGACCCCCAGCAGAAGACCCUCCUGGCGGACAAAGGAGAGAUUCGAGUGGGAAACCGGUACCAGGCCGACAUCACUGACCUGCUGAAGGAAGGUGAGGAGGACGGCCGUGACCAGUCCAAGCUGGAGACCAAGGUGUGGGAGGCCCACAACCCACUCAUAGACAAGCAAAUCGACCAGUUCCUGGUGGUAGCCCGCUCGGUGGGCACCUUCGCACGUGCCCUGGACUGCAGCAGCUCCGUGCGACAGCCCAGCCUGCACAUGAGUGCCGCCGCCGCCUCCCGAGACAUCACCUUGUUCCACGCCAUGGACACACUGCACAAGAACAUCUACGACAUUUCCAAGGCCAUCUCGGCCCUCGUGCCGCAGGGCGGGCCCGUUCUGUGCAGGGAUGAGAUGGAGGAGUGGUCGGCGUCGGAGGCCAACCUCUUCGAGGAGGCCCUGGAGAAGUACGGGAAGGACUUCACGGACAUCCAGCAGGACUUCCUGCCAUGGAAGUCGCUGACUAGCAUCAUCGAGUACUACUACAUGUGGAAGACCACCGACAGAUACGUGCAGCAGAAACGUUUGAAAGCUGCUGAAGCAGAGAGCAAGCUGAAGCAAGUCUACAUCCCCAACUACAACAAGCCAAGUCCAAACCAGAUCAGCGUGAACAACGUCAAGGCCAGCGUGGUGAACGGCACAGGAGCGCCGGGCCAGAGCCCUGUGGCCGGCCGGGCCUGCGAGAGCUGUUACACCGCACAGUCUUACCAGUGGUAUUCUUGGGGUCCCCCUCACAUGCAGUGUCGUCUCUGCGCGUCUUGUUGGACGUAUUGGAAGAAAUACGGUGGCUUGAAAAUGCCAACCCGGUUAGACGGAGAGCGGCCAGGACCAAACCGCAGUCACACGAGUCCCCACGGCGUCCCAGCCCGGAGCAGCGGGAGCCCCAAGUUUGCCAUGAAGACGCGGCAGGCCUUCUACCUGCACACCACCAAGCUGACCCGCAUCGCCCGGCGCCUGUGCCGUGAGAUCCUGCGGCCCUGGCAUGCUGCCCGCCACCCCUACAUGCCCAUCAACAGCGCAGCCAUCAAGGCCGAGUGCACUGCCCGGCUGCCGGAAGCGUCUCAGAGCCCGCUGGUGCUGAAGCAGGCAGUGAGGAAGCCCCUGGAGGCUGUGCUGCGGUACCUGGAGACGCACCCGCGCCCUCCGAAGCCCGACCCCGUGCGGAGCGCCUCCAGUGUCCUCUGCAGCCUGACGCCGGCCAAGUCGGCCCCUGUCAUCAACAACGGCUCCCCCACCAUCCUGGGCAAGCGCAGCUACGAGCAGCACAACGGGGUGGACGGCAACAUGAAGAAGCGCCUCUUGAUGCCCAGUAGGGGUCUGGCAAACCAUGGACAGACCCGGCACAUGGGACCAAGCCGGAACCUUCUGCUCAAUGGGAAGUCGUACCCCACCAAAGUGCGCCUCAUCCGGGGGGGCUCGCUGCCCCCGGUGAAGCGGCGGCGGAUGAACUGGAUCGACGCCCCCGACGACGUGUUCUACAUGGCCACCGAGGAGACCAGGAAGAUCCGCAAGCUGCUCUCCUCCUCGGAGACCAAGCGCGCCGCCCGCCGGCCCUACAAGCCCAUCGCCCUGCGCCAGAGCCAGGCCCUGCCGCUGCGCCCGCCCCCGCCGGCCCCGGUCAACGACGAGCCCAUCGUCAUCGAGGACUAGGCCGCCCCCCAGCCCCGCCCAGCGCCCCACUCCCACCCUCACCUGCAGACGCGGCCCGCGCGCCAUUAACUUAUUCCGAGAAUGCCGAGCAGUUGUUUUUAGCUUUGUGUUGACUUCCGGCUGGAGCGGAGCAGAGGGGCCGGGCCUGCCCGAGGCGGGCCCUGCGGCUUUGUUAUGUUCUGUUGAAGGUGCCAUUUUAAAUUUUAUUUUUAUUACUUUUUUUGUAGAUGAACUUGAGCUCUGUAACUUCACCUGGAAUGUUAGAUCGGUGCGGCCGGUGGCGGCCGAGCUGCCUGUUGGGGUUGGCCCCCUUGUCUUUUCAAGUAAUUUUCAUAUUAAACAAAAACAAAAAAAAUCUCAUAAAAAGAAAAAAAAACCCA
Messenger RNA from Oryctolagus cuniculus (rabbit), 2677 nucleotides. It is a transcript of the gene MTA1, whose product is annotated as metastasis associated 1. The record is from RefSeq and is a predicted model, not a curated record. Gene Ontology annotation, molecular function: sequence-specific DNA binding; histone deacetylase binding; chromatin binding. Gene Ontology annotation, cellular component: nucleoplasm; NuRD complex. Lineage: Eukaryota; Metazoa; Chordata; Mammalia; Lagomorpha; Leporidae. Gene Ontology annotation, biological process: response to ionizing radiation; negative regulation of transcription by RNA polymerase II; double-strand break repair.